AUGGAACAUUUUCAAGAACCAUAUAAUGACGGAAACCGCGACGGGGAUGAAUCACCUGACGCCUCUCUUUCCCUUGGAGGUGUUCCCUCUGCGGAAGUAGCACUGAAAAUCCUGGAAGAAUCUAAAUUCCUUCAACAGCUUGAUCAAUUCGUCAUUCUGACAGACCUAACCUUUGGGCUCUGCAAUUCGUUAUGGAACAUACUGGAUCAUGAAUACCCGGAUAUCCGAAAAACCGCGUCCCCAGAAGACGGCAUUCUGGAGCUGAGAAUGCCCUCAUGGACCCACGACAGUGUUGUGACCUGGCUUGCGAAAUGCGUGAUUGACUGGGCCCUGCGAGGACAGUUGACGCCGAACGAGGUAGAGGAUCUGUGGAUCCUCUCAAGCCCUGUGGUCAAUCUUCCCAAUCCCGUACCAAAUCCUCCACGAGCACCCCGGAGAAAUCUGAAAAAAGAGCCAGAUACUGGUCUCAUAUCGUACCGCGCCCCUUCAUCCGGCUUCGACUCUCAGGGAAAAAAGCUCUCUCCUGUUCCCAGCAUCUUAUUCGAAGCUGGAUUUUCCCAGUCCUAUGAAAGUCUAAAAGAGAAUGCACGAAGAGUUCUUCUGGGAGGAGCUCCGACUGUUCGUUUGGUAGUGCUCGUGAAACACUUCAAACAGGCCCACAAACGGGUCAAGACAAAAAUCGAAUUCUGGAGGCUGAAUAGACAGGGUGUCGCCCAGAAAGAUGAAGAAAGAUAUAUUUUUCCCGUCCCCAACGUCCCUCAACUGCCCCUAUGCGUGACCCGGGAAGACGUAUUUGGAUCAGCGUUUAUCCUGGAUGGCCAAAACCCCCACGAUCUCCUCGAGUUCAAUUUGAACAAGUUUCGCGUCGUUGCAGCUAGAACCCUGGAUCACCAGGGUCUGCGACCAAUGUAA
This is a messenger RNA of Penicillium taxi, 912 nucleotides long. RefSeq lists its product as uncharacterized. The transcript has a single exon. The coding region runs from base 1 to 912 and encodes 303 amino acids. Lineage: Eukaryota; Fungi; Ascomycota; Eurotiomycetes; Eurotiales; Aspergillaceae. The record is from RefSeq and is a predicted model, not a curated record.